UUUUUGUUGAUAUUUGACUUGAGUGCGACUGCGCGCGGCGUUGUACGUUGUAGGAUGACGCGUUUUGUCAAAAGAAACGACGGAUCGGGAGAGAGACAGAUAGGUGAAAAGUGAGCUCGAUGUAGGGGAGGGGCACCCGUACCCUUGUAUCUCCUCCACAUAGACGAAAAGCAAACAAACCUGCCCUAAAAACGACCCGAAGCAGGACCGCGGUGAUCGGGCACCGAAUCGGACGAUUGUUCGGUUCAGUUUGGUCCGAUCCUACUCUACUCGACUGGAUGCGAUUAGUCGCGCCGUUUCAAGCAGUCCAGAGGCCGCCAAAAUAACCCAAUCGCCAUUAUAUGAUCCAGUUUCCAGCGUCGUUGCUGCCCUCCAUGUGGGUGAGGGACCUGUGCGUGUCGGGCUAUGGCGAGAAAAACAGUUAGCAGGAAAAGGAAGGCAGGGGAGAUCAAGGAACAACAGUUUGACUGGUGUCAGUCUGGGUUUAAGCGUGCCCGCGUGUGCAGCUCGGCGCUUCAUGCGCAUCACUGGUGGCAGAACGGGCGUUCGGUGGUUUGUUCUGUAAGAGGGAGGGAGUUUCGCCCACAGCUGCAGCACGAGUGGAGCUUCCAGAGGAGUCUCCGCGGGUUUGCUGCCGGUCGCAUCCCUGGGAUCCUCAAAGAGAGAGAAUUCUCCCUCGGACGCCUCAACAAAGUGUUUGCUUCCCAAUGGCUCAACCACAGGCAGGUGGUGUGUGGGACCAAAUGCAACACGUUGUUUGUAGUGGACGUCCUUUCAGGACAGAUCACCAGGAUCCCCAUGCUGAAGGACAGAGAGGGCAGAGGAGAUGUCUCGCAUGGUUUGGGAGGAUUGAGAGGGCAUUUCCAUUUCCAAAGUCCAGGACCAAUGGGCAGUCUGGAUGCCCAGCAGGGAUGCGGCAUCCACGCUAUAGAGCUUAACCCCUCUCAUACGUUGCUGGCCACCGGCGGUGACAACCCCAACAGUCUGGCAGUGUACCAGCUUCCCACACUUGACCCUGUCUGCGUUGGGGAUGAUGGGCACAAUGACUGGAUAUUCUCCAUUGCAUGGAUCAGCGAUACCAUGGCUGUCUCAGGAUCUCGAGACGGUUCCAUGGGUCUGUGGGAGAUAUCAGAGGAGGUGCUGAAUCAGGCGGAGAAGCAUCAAAACGUGGAAGGUGUUCCUUGUUACUCCCACAUCUCUCACAGUGCCCUUAAAGACAUCCCCAAGGAGUAUACCCACCCCUAUAACUGCAAAGUGCGUGCACUGGCCUUCAACAACAGCCAUAAGGAGCUUGGUGCAGUUUCUUUAGAUGGGUAUUUUCAUCUCUGGAAGGCACACGACAACCUUUCUAAGGAGCUUUCCACCAAACUCCCUUACUGUAAGGAAAACGUUUGUCUGGCAUAUGGACUGGACUGGUCUGUGUAUGCAGUGGGCUCUCAGGCACACGUUUCUUUCCUAGACCCUCGGCAAUCUUCUCAAAACAUCAAAUCCGUUAGCUCCAGAGAGCGUGGGAGUGGUAUACGCUCUGUGAGCUUCUAUGAGCACAUAGUGACGGUGGGCACUGGUCAGGGUUCACUGCUCUUCUACGAUAUCAGAGCCCAGCGUUUUCUGGAUAGUACAUUCGGCGGGUAUCGGAAUCGCACUGCGGAGGGCAUCCUUAAGCUCACUACAGGGAGAGGUUGGCUGAAUCACGACGAAACAUGGAGAAGCUACUUUUCCGAUGUCAGCUCCUUCCCGAAUGCCGUGUACACGCACUGCUACGACGACUCCGGCACCAAACUCUUUGUCGCUGGCGGUCCUUUGUGUUCUGGUCUACAUGGAAACUACGCCGGUCUCUGGAGCUAGCCUCCAUCAUCCCUCCAUUUCUCUCAUACAUGUGCGUGUAGGCCAUCCUCCAUUCUCAUCCUCACUAUUAUCCAUUGCUUAUGGGACUCAGGAGCAAAGAUGACAUUUUUUUCUGUGUUUUUUCAUUUACCUGUUGUGCUCUGUAAUUCACCUGUUUUUGCUGUGGACAAAAAAGCAAGAAAUAACAAGGGAUAUCAAUACCAUAACCUGCUCUCUUGAAAGAGUUCAUUCUGUCCUGGAUGCAAGAAGGAGAUUUUCUUUUCUCGCAGACUGCAGCUCGAGAACUGUAAAAUAGUGUAAAAAUAUAUUAAAAUGUUUAACAGUCUCUCUGAGCAUUGCGUUUAUGCUUUUUGUUUCAUUUUUUUUCUUUCAUUUCAAAAACUGCAGUGCCAGAAACAUGCCGUGUUUGUUUUGCUGUGUUGUUUUUUGCCGAUCAGGCCACUUUGCGUUGCUGUGGAUUGAAAUGACGUUGUGGACACUGAAAAGAGUGAGAAGGGGGUUUUGGAGAUCAUUUUUGAUUAAGUGAAUGGACAAGUCCUAUCCUUUAUCCUCGCUGUGCUUAGUGGACACAGAAAAGGACUAGGGAACUAGACUGCACAUAUAUGUAGACUAUUGAGAAUCAAACUAAGUGAUUCAGACUGGUCAAUGAAGACUCACCUAUUUGUGUAUUUUUUUUUUUUUUUGCCCCUUCAUGUUUUCCAAAAUAAUGGCAGGGAGUAACAAAUGUGGUAAAUGACAGAUACCUUAUGUUCUGUUUGAGUUAUCUUUAAAAAUGCCUCUUUUAUUGCUAAUGAUGUACUUAUUAACAUCCACACACACACACAUCAAGAUUGCAAAGUUUCCUCGAUGACUUUACACUUCGUAUUUAUUUUGUAUUGUGCCGUCACUAGCACUCAUUAAGUUCAGGUAGUCAUAUUGUUCAAAUUUUUGCGUCUUUUCUGCAUAAAGGCAGGGCAGCGUCGUCCCUCAUUGUUGCCUUUCCAAAAUCUUUCUGUGAAAGACUUGCAGAUUUAAUUUGUUUUUAGCUUUUUUACAUUAAUUUUUUGAUGGAAUCAUUACACAAUUGCUAGAAGAAUAAACACAGUAACGGCCAUAUAUUAAGGAGAAAAUUUCCAUCAGUUUUAAAAUGUAUUUUAUAUAUAAAUGUAUAUGUAUACAUAUUUGGAAUCUAAUAGAAGGAGAAUACAGUUUAUGUAAAUGUCAGAGGUUAUAUGUGGGUGUGUGUGUGUGAGAGUGAACUAAUCUGUCAUUAUUUUGGUGGUGCCCUUUUUAUACUCACUUCAUAAUUGUUUUUACAGAUUACAAGUGUAAAGAUACUGUACAAUAUCAAAACAAGCAAAAGAAACCACAAAGCAUUCUUCAAAAAAGAAAAAAUGAAUAAAAGUUUAUUGAUGUAUUUUUCUUCCAUUUUA
Paramisgurnus dabryanus is the source of this 3257-nucleotide messenger RNA. Lineage: Eukaryota; Metazoa; Chordata; Actinopteri; Cypriniformes; Cobitidae. The record is from RefSeq and is a predicted model, not a curated record.